AUGUCUUCUGUUAACCGGCGUUUAACCGGCGCACAAUACCUGGCUGCUCUUUGCAGCUCAGACUUACGAGCAAUGUCUUCUCCGCGACCAGCAGAAUAUAUAUCGAAAGUCAAGCAUAGUUGGGCCGGCCACAUUAUGAGAAGAAUCGACGAUACAUGGGCCGAAAGAACGCCAGAGUGGAUCCUAGGAGAUGCUGAACGCCCUCGAGGGAGACCGCCGACGAGAUGGGGUGAUGUGCCCGCUACACGGAUGGACCAUCUAAGAGAGCAACUGGAUACGGCUUAA
Molecule: messenger RNA, 285 nt
Organism: Necator americanus (New World hookworm)
Lineage: Eukaryota; Metazoa; Nematoda; Chromadorea; Rhabditida; Ancylostomatidae
Exons: 1
Coding region: 1-285 (94 amino acids)
Source: RefSeq, a predicted model, not a curated record